GUCCGCCAACCAUCUGGUAACGCCACGAACAGUUGUCAACAGUGGACGAGGAGGCAAAGGGAACUGCAGGGGUCAGUGAAAUAUAAUGUCGAGCGAUGAACUGUAUCGCAUCAAAUACUCAAGCUCGCGCUAUCAGCGCCACCACAGCGACGAGCGGGCGCCCUUGAAUGCCAGCUCCUUGCAGUGGCAGCGCCAACAAUACGGAUAUGAUAUGUCCUUUGAUGAGAUGAUGCGGCGGCGGCUCCAAGCGUCGCCAGCCUUCAUAGAUCGUCUGGAACAGGAGAUGGUGCUGACUGGUCACGAUGGCUGCGUGAACUGCUUGGAGUGGAGCAGUGACGGUCUGUUGCUGGCCUCGGGCUCAGAUGAUUUCAGAGUUAUGAUCUGGGACCCAUUCCGCAAGCAGCGCGUUCAUGUGAUAAACACUAAGCAUCUGGGCAACAUGUUCUCGGUCAAGUUUCUACCCAGGCACAACAACAGCAUUUUGGCUACGUGUGCGGCUGAUAAAUUCAUAUACGUCUAUGACAUCAAUCACGCGAAUGAGACGCUGUUUUCCUGUAACUGUCAUACGAUGAGGGCCAAGCGACUGGCAACCGCGCAGGACUCUCCGCACAUCUUUUGGUCCGCGGGAGAGGACGGUUGCAUCCUGCAGCUGGACAUGCGAGAGCCACAUCGCUGCCGUCCCGAGGAAGGCAAUGGAGUGCGCCUGCUUAGCCUGAGCAAUCAGGUUGAGGCGACCACAGAGGCAAAAUGCUUGGCCAUAAACCCUAGACGAACGGAGUACUUGGCUGUGGGAACCAACGAUCCCUUUGCCCGCAUCUAUGAUCGGCGCAAGUUGCCUACAAGUGGGGCCAAUGAAUCCGAAGGGUGCGUUUCGUACUAUGCUCCUGGACAGAUUGUGAAGGACAUCAGCAGGAACAUUGUCCACGAGUCGAGGGCCAUCACAUAUCUCUCAUUCAAUGCAAAUGGCACGGAAUUGCUUGUCAACAUGGGCUGUGAACACAUUUAUCGCUACGAUCUAAACAGUGCCGAGCCUCCUGUUUUCUACGAGCUGCCUGCCUACUCUGCCCAAGCCACACACGAAGAGGAGGAGUUCAAGACUCCUCACAAAAGCCGCUCCUUACCAUCUAGCAUAGAGGUGCAUAAGAAACUGGGCAAUGAGCACCUGGAAAAUGGAAAACUAGUGGCUGCUAUUGAGGCCUAUUCCGCUGCAUUGGCCAAGUAUCCGCGGGGCGAAGUUCUCUACCUGAACAGGGCUACGGCUCUGAUGCGACGUGGAUGGUUUGGGGACAUUUAUGCAGCACUACGGGAUUGUCAUGAGGCUCUUCGCUUGGAUCCCACCUAUGUUAAGGCUCAUUUUCGGCUGGCGCGUGCUCUGCUGGAGCUUCGUCGUCCACAGGAUGCGGAAAAGUGUCUUCAGGCGCUCAUCCAGCGAUUCCCCAGUUUUGCCAACAACCAUGGAGUCCUCAUGCUGCACAAGGACAUCAAGGAAAAUCGACGACAAUCGGAGCACACUGAUGCCCCAAAUCCAGAGCCAGUACUAGUUAACGAUGGCUCGCGCUAUCUUCGCCUGACCGACGAGGAAUACAAUCUGCGAUCCGCUGCCAAGGACUACAAACAUCGCUAUGUGGGUCAUUGCAAUAUCACCACGGACAUUAAGGAGGCCACCUAUCUGGGCGUUCAUGGCGAGUUCAUUGCCGCCGGCUCAGAUGAUGGCAAUUUCUACAUUUGGGAGGGCGACACGGGAAAAAUUCGAGCCGCCUAUCGUGCAGACAGCGCCAUUGUGAACUGCGUGCAGCCUCAUCCCAGUAUCUGCAUGUUGGCCACCAGCGGCAUUGACCACGACGUCAAGAUCUGGUCACCGUGCGCACCUAGCUCCGCUGAGCGGCCGAAUCUCAUCGAGGAUGUGACGCGCACGAUUGAGGAUAAUCAGCAAAAGAUGCGAACCGAUCCAUUUGAACUGAAUACACGUAAUGCGUAUUGCUUCAAUAACUAAGGAGAACUCUAGCGUAAUGUGAAGCUAGAUCAAAUCCCGCAAUCAAUGUCAUGGUAAUGCAUUGUGCUGCGAGAUGAUAUGAUCUGAAUCCAGCAAUAUAUAUCAAAUAAUAGUGUAAUUUAUUAUAAGGGAGCAUAUUUUUGUUAAUAUAAAAACGAAAUAUGAUAUACAGAGUGUACACGACGGCCCGACA
Molecule: messenger RNA, 2186 nt
Organism: Drosophila subobscura
Lineage: Eukaryota; Metazoa; Arthropoda; Insecta; Diptera; Drosophilidae
Gene: adp
Product: WD and tetratricopeptide repeats protein 1
Exons: 3
Coding region: 86-1993 (635 amino acids)
Biological process (GO): negative regulation of fatty acid biosynthetic process
Cellular component (GO): Cul4-RING E3 ubiquitin ligase complex; cytoplasm
Molecular function (GO): protein binding
Source: RefSeq, a predicted model, not a curated record